Lytechinus variegatus (green sea urchin) is the source of this 1142-nucleotide messenger RNA. Its product is annotated as protein CREG1-like. The transcript is spliced from 5 exons. The coding region runs from base 318 to 974 and encodes 218 amino acids. Lineage: Eukaryota; Metazoa; Echinodermata; Echinoidea; Temnopleuroida; Toxopneustidae. The record is from RefSeq and is a predicted model, not a curated record.
UCAACAUUUUUUGAGGUGGACUUGACCUUUAAAAGCCUUUGCUCGUAAAUUUUUCUCAGAGUCAGAAAAAUUAUGCCAUCAUUCAUUUAAAAAAAGUAUUUACAAUAUUUUUGUAUAAAUAGGUCGACUCAGUUUCAUACAUUUUUCAAUUUUCAUUUGUCUUCAUUCCAUCCCAGAAAGUGCCAGGUUUUACACAUUACAAGGAAGAAAAUUUUUCCACACAAUAGGUACUUCAUCCACGGCCAAGCUCUGGAAGAAAAAGCCGAGCAGCUAGGUACAUCUAUUGACAGAUCUCGGCAUUCACUGGUGUUUCAACAAUGGGUCAUUGGUCAUUCGUUGCUUUGAUGCUUGGCUGCUGCCUCUCUGUGGUCCUAUCUGAUAAUCAAAGUCAGCAGAGCAACGCUAUCAGACUGCCAGGCUCACAGCCAUCCAGUAAAUCAACAAGACCCCCGUUUUAUGAUAAGGCUCGACGAGCAAGGUACAUUGUACAUAAGGCCAACUGGACUGUCAUAGCGACAUUCUCCACCAAGCCCGAGCUCGUGGGACGUUCCUUCCCAGCUCCUGCAUCCAUCUCGGACGGUCCCGUCGGCAAGAGUUCCGGGACUCCUUACUUCUACCUGGCAGCGAUUGACAGUAUCAUGCAUGAUGUCGCUAAGAACCCCAAUGUGACUUUGAGUUUCAGUGAAGCUGCAUUCGGUGAUAUCGCAGAGUGUGCUGUAACGUCUUCCUCAGAUCCCGAGAGCCCUCUUUGUGCAAGGUUGAUGCUCUUUGGUCAACUGGUUAACGUCACUGACCCCAAGGAAACGAGCUUUGCAAAGGAGGCGCUAUUCUCUCGUCAUCCUCUCAUGCCCACCUGGCCAAAAGAUCACGACUUUGGUUUCAAGAAAUUGAUCGUCACCGAUGUCUGGAUCUUGGACUUCUACGGCGGCGGAUCAUCUGUCUCUGUUGAUGACUACUAUAAUGCUCUUCCUUGAUCCUGGUUUGAUAUCCUAGAUUUUCCUUCAUCACUGGGUCCUCUAUACCAUGUUUACACUUAAAUUGGCUUUUUCAUAGCGUGUAAACGCAAGUAACUUGCAUCGGCUCGCGGUUCAGAACCGGCAAUUUGCACCACCAAAGUAGUAGGUUCUGAACCGCGAGCCGAU